CAAUCCCUGGUCUCCCCUGGUCUCCUUUCCCAAUAGCAGGAUUUGCAGUUCCCAAACCUGCUGUGAUCUCCCAGCUGGAGCAAGGGGAAGAACCGUGGUUCCCAGAUCUGCAGGGCACUGAGGAAAGUGAGAUCUCCAGGGGCACUUGCACAGCACAGGGAGUGACUCCUGUCUGGAUUCUCUCUCUGUCCCAGCAGGCCAUCGGACGGUGAGUGAGACUGAGGGUGGAAACCCUCAGCAGGAAGGUCCUGAGCAACUGGAACCACUUGGGUCGGAAUUGGCAAGAUCUGAAGAGGAUGUUUCCCACAGUCAGUGUAGACCAAAAAUAGAGGAGAGAAGCCACCUAGUGGAGGCACUGGGUCAGGAUCCUGGGGAUGGUUUUCAGGACCUGAAAGAAAUUAUAAUCCAACCGAAAAUCCACAUGAGAGAGAGUAAAUACACAUGCACUGAGUGUGGGAGAUGCUUUGGGCAGAGCUCGGACCUUAUUGUACACCAGAGAACGCACACGGGAGAGAGACCCUACAGUUGCCUUGAAUGUGGGCAAAGCUUCAGCCACAACUCCAACCUGCUCCGGCACAGGAGGAACCACAUGGGGGAGAAACCCUUUAUCUGCCCUGAUUGUGGGAAAAGGUUCAUUGGUACCGCUGACAUCAAGAGGCACCAGAGAAUCCACACGGGAGAGAAACCCUACAAUUGCUCCGAGUGCGGGCAGAGCUUCAGCCGCAGCUCGAAUUUCCUGAGGCACCAGAGAACCCACACAGGGGAGAAGCCCUUUCAAUGUCCUGAGUGCAGGAAGAGCUUCCGAGAGAGAUCAGACAUCUACAGGCACCACAGAACCCACACAGGGGAGAGACCCUACCAGUGCCUCGACUGUGGGAAGGGCUUCGCUGUGAACUCAGACCUGAUUAGGCAUAAGAGAGUUCACACGGGAGAGAAACCCUAUCAGUGUCUGGGGUGUGGGAGGAGCUUCAGCCGGAGCUGCCACCUGAUUGCACAUCAGCAAACGUACAUGGCCUAUAAGGCCCCGAUGAACAGAGGGGGGAGUGAAAAACACAUUUGCUGAUCUUUUCAUAUGUCGGGGGAAUUCAGCUUUGGCGUAUCUGUCCGCCUGUCUCUGGACGCUUGUCCCUAGCUCCUCUCCCCCUCCACUACCACUGGCUGGCCCUACAAAUGCCACAUCUGCUCUCCUUUUGCUGGCCUUGCUGUGUCGAGGUUCCUUUCCGGGAUGUUUCUUUUGGGGUGAGGUGUUAGUGGGGGUAAGCCGGAGCGGUGUAGAGAUCUGAUGUCAGCUGGGUAUAGAGCAAUGCUUGCAACACAGAUCUGUCAACUGUGCUGCUGCAGCUGCUGGGAGGAUCCACAGGUUAGGCUGGGAGCAAGUGGCGUUAGGAGACCAGGAGAAAAUACUGUGGGGAAGGUCGAAAGGACUUGAGACUUGAUUUCACCACCCCAACCCCUGUAAUGACAGUGCACCCUGGAAGUAUUGGCUCACCUAGCCGCCACAAUCCAGCCAGACUCAACCCCUGGGCCAAGGUCCCCGCUGUGCUUUGUUCUGCCCAGCUUCCAGCCCCAGCUGCUACUCAGUAACUGUCUGCUGGGUGAGAGUUUGGGUAUCAGCUCAGCCCAUGGUUAGCAAGAGAGCCCAGAGGGUGCGCCCGGAUUAACAGGGGCCUCUCCCCACCUUGGAUGGAGCAGGGGAGAUGAGACCUGAGGGACUGAAUGUUUUCUCAGAGGGUCCCCACAUUAAAACAAUCUCAGGGCUGAUGGGCAGCUGGCUCCAGGGAGUGGCCUGGAGCCAUGGAUGGCCACAGUGGGCACGUUUCUUUGGGACCCUGUCUCUGUCUUACUUGGUUUGGAAGCUUCUCUGUGUUUUGGUCGGAUCAGUCAUGUGUUGCCUUUCCCCAGGUGAGUACAGAGAGGGGGCUUGAUUGCCCUAUCAGAGGGCUCUGGCUAUUGCUUAGGGAGAGGAGACUGCUUUUGCAUUACCUCUGCUCAGUCUGGGCAGAGUUGAGCUUCCUGGGUCAGAUGGUGCUUCAGUACCCAUGACCCAUCCCAAUGUACCCAAUCACCAUGUUGGAGCCCGGGCUGAGCAGCUCUGCUCCCCAGUGGGGUUUGUGCAGGGAGAGCCCUUCCCUAUCGCCCCUCUCUGCUGAGCCCGGGGGACUCUCUCCGGGGGCUGGAACCAGCCCAUGGGGCAGACCCGGGCUCUGCUGACACCAGCUCCUGAGCCGGAGCCGGAGCCUGGACAGGCUGCAGGAUAACGUUCCGGUUUCACUCCAGAUCAAACCGCCUGCCCGGGGGUCGGGGAUGGGAAAUGGCUGCAGAGCAGCUGGCUCAGGAUUUCCCAUCCCCGAGCCCAAUGUGAUCUCCUGGAUGGAGCAGAGGAAGGAGCUGUGGGCCCCAGAUCUGCAGGACUCUGAGGAACCGGAGCUCCUGAGGGAUGUCCGCACAGCAGGUGACGGUACGGGGAGUGAGAGUGAGGAGGAGACCGCUCAGCAGAAAGGUCCUGAACCAGUGGAACCACAUGGGGCGGUAUCGGGAACAGCCAAAGGGGACAUUUCCCAGAGUGCUGAGCAGGGAAACCCUCGAGGGACAGGGAAGAGCAGAUCCUCCCACCCGGGCAGAGGUGUCAAUCAGCUCAAAGACAUCGGGGAGCGGCCCUACCGAUGCGAGGACUGUGGGAAAAGCUUUAGCAGCAGUUCAGCCCUCAUCAUCCACCGGCGGAUCCACACCGGGGAGAGACCCUACAAGUGCCCCGAGUGCGGGAACAGCUUCAACCAGAACUCGGCGCUGAUUGCACACCGGCGCAUCCACACCGGCGAGAAGCCGUACGAGUGCCCUGACUGCGGGAAGCGCUUCAGCCACGGCUCCACCCUCAUCAAGCACCAGCGCACCCAUACGGGCGAGAAGCCCUACCGGUGUGAGGAGUGCGGGAAGUGCUUCAGCAUCCGCUCGACCCAUGUGCGGCACCAGAAGACCCACACGGGCGAGCGGCCCUAUGUCUGCGGGGAGUGCGGCAAGAGCUUCAGCGACAGCUCCUACUUCGUGCAGCACCAACGGGUCCACAUGGGCGACAUGCCCUACGCCUGCCGGGACUGCGGAAAGAACUUCAUCUGGAGCUCGGCCCUGCUCCGGCACCGGCGCAUCCACACCGGUGAGAAGCCCUACAUCUGUGGUGACUGCGGGAAGAGCUUCAGCGAGAACUCCACCCUGCUGCGGCACCGGCGCAUCCACACCGGGGAGAAGCACUACAAGUGCACCCAGUGCGGGAAGAGCUUCAACGACAGCUCCUCCCUCAUGCGGCACCAGCGCGUCCACACUGGGGAGCGCCCCUAUCAGUGCCCCCAGUGCAGCAAGAGCUUCGUGGAUAGCUCCACCCUCAUCUGCCACCAGCGCACCCAUACCGGCGAGCGCCCCUACACCUGCCCCGACUGCGGCAAGAGCUUCACCGAGAGCUCCACCCUCAUCACCCACCAUCGUGUGCACACGGGCGAGCGCCCCUACACCUGCCCCGACUGUGGCAAGAGCUUCAGCCAGAGCUCCAACCUUGUCACCCACCAGCGCAUCCACACUGGCGAGCGCCCCUACGCCUGCGCCCAGUGCGGGAAGAGCUUCUACCGCAGCUCGGACCUCAUCCGACACCACAGGACCCAUACGGGGGAGAAGCGCUACAGGUGCCCUAAUCCAAGUCCAGAUUGUCCCAUCCCCCAGAGGAAGGGAAGGGAAAUGUCUGCGGCAGAACUAGUGACCUUUGAGGAAGUGGCUGUGUAUUUCACGGAGGAAGAGUGGGCUCUGCUGGACCUGAGUCAGAGAGCAUUUUACUGGGGCGUCAUGCAGGAGAAUUAUGAGACUGUGACCUCGCUGGCAGGAUUUCCAAUUUCCAAAUCUGACAUGAUCUCCCGGCUGGAAUGUGAGGAGAAGCCGUGGGUCCCUGAUCUCCAGGGUUACGAGGAAAAAGAGAUCCUGAGAAACAUUCACACAGCAGGUAACAGGACGGUGAGUGGAAACAAUGAGGAAAAUCUUCAGCAGGAAGGUCCUGAUCAAGUAGAACCAUAUACGAUGGUAUCAGAAAGAGCCGAAGGGCAUGUUUCGCAGAGUCCUGAGCAGGGAGAAGCCCGUGAGAGGCAGCACAGGCCAGAGAGGCAGCAGAGAAACCAGCCAGGGGGUAGAUGGGGUAAAUCCAUUCAGAGGAGCAGAAGGGUAGAGGAAAUCAGAGAUAUUGUUCAACCGAAAAUCCCUGCUGGAGAGGGACCCUUCACCUGUAGUGAGUGUGGGAAGAGCUUCCGUUGGAGAUCCGUUCUUAUUAUUCACCAGAAAAUCCACAUGGGAGAGAACCCCUAUAAGUGCCCGGACUGUGAGAAGAGCUUCAGCAAGAGCUCAGAUCUCAAUCUUCACCAGAGAAUCCACUUGGGGCAGAAAUCCUACAUAUGCACUGACUGUGGGAAAAGCUUCCCUCAGUACCACCUCCUUACUUCCCAUCAGAGAACCCACACGGGAGAGAGACCCUACAAAUGCCCUGAGUGUGGGAAGAGCUUCAGUCAGAGCUCACACCUUGUCAUUCACCAGAGAACCCACACUGGGGAGAGACCCUACAAAUGCCUGACCUGCGAGAGAUGCUUCGGUGAUAGAUCUCAAUUUAAGACUCACCAGAGGAUCCACACGGGAGAGAAGCCCUACAAAUGCCCACAGUGCGAGAAAAGCUUCAGUCGGAACUCUUAUCUAGUUAUACACCAGAGAACCCACACGGGAGAGCGACCCUACAAAUGCCCCGACUGUGGGAAAAGCUUCAGUGACAAGUCACAUUUUAAUACACACCAGCGAAUCCACACAGGAGAGAUGCCCUAUAAGUGUCCUGAGUGUGGGAAAAGCUUCAGGAGGCGCUCAUACCUGGUUACACACCACAGAACCCACACGGGAGAGAGACCUUAUAUGUGCUUGACCUGUGCAAAAACCUUCAGUGAUCGAUCUCAUUUUAGAAAACACCAGAGAACCCACACGGGAGAGAGGCCCUACAAAUGCCCCGAGUGUGGGAAAGGCUUCUGUCUGCGUUCAGACCUUAUUAUACACCAGAGAACCCACACGGGGGAGCGGCCCUAUAAGUGCACCGAGUGUGGGAAAACCUUCACUCGGAGCACCUACCUUUUUUCACAUCAGAGAAUCCACACAGGGGAGAAACCGCAGAAGUGUUCUAACUAG
Chelonia mydas (Green sea turtle) is the source of this 5193-nucleotide messenger RNA. RefSeq names its product zinc finger protein 271. The transcript has 9 exons. Gene Ontology annotation, biological process: negative regulation of transcription by RNA polymerase II. The record is from RefSeq and is a predicted model, not a curated record. Gene Ontology annotation, molecular function: DNA-binding transcription repressor activity, RNA polymerase II-specific. NCBI's taxonomy places the organism in Eukaryota, Metazoa, Chordata, Testudines, Cheloniidae. Bases 2305 to 5193 code for a protein of 962 amino acids.